AUGGACAUAAGUGGAGCAUCAAGUAAAAACAUUGAUCACAGAAAGCUGUUCACACAGCGAGUCUGCUGCAGAAGACAGAGCCACUUUGCAUACAUUGGCCAAGACAUUUCUGGGAGUCCUGUCAGCAUAGAUGUGGGUCUGUGCAGGUCACACUGCGGGGUAACAAGACCAUCACAUGACGCAGGCCAUCAGGAAUACUCUAAAUAUUCCUCCAUGCUGGAAUUUCUCAGGAGCAAAAAGAUGAGGACGCGCGUGCCCCUUGCCUCUGAGAGCUCGGAGCCGCUGAACCAGCUGCCGUCCUGCGGAAUGAACCAAGUGUGCGAGCCCACUGGUUUGCGCGUGGACCGGGUUCUUUUGUUCGAGGGACCCCGGGAGGUGGAGGUCAUCGAAGAGUGCCACUGCGAGAUAAAGCUGAGCCAGUGCAUCCGCGUGCCCGCACUGAAGACUUACUAUUCUGAAACACCGUAUGAAACUGUCAUAGAUGUGGGAGGAUGUUCACGGUCCAAAGGAUCCCCAGAGGGAUUCUCUUGCGUCCCCACUAAGUUUGACUCAGCUUUGGUGGAAACCCCCAACAAAGUGGAUCUGAUCCAGACUGUGGUGGCCUGUGAGCUGAAGGAAAGCUGCUACAGGGUUCCAUAUGUGGAGUAUUAUUAUGAAAUAGUCCACCACGCAGAUGGAGUCAAAGAGGAAAGACUCAAAGAAAUAGAUGUGGGCAGAUGUUUGGGAGGUUGUACUACAGGAAACCGAUGCCUUCUCAGGAGUCCUGCUGAGCCUGAAAACUGCUACUUGUGGUCUGAAAGACAGUCAAGGACUUGUGUUCCUCAAGCAUAUGAGAGUCACAGCUUCCUCAACCAGCAUGGAUUGAUUCGCACGGUCCUCUCCAUCACUUCCUGCUUCUGUCAAAGCUAAACAUGGUCACUUCUACUGGAAAACAACUCCCCAAGGAUCCUUAGUGGCUUCCAAAGACUGGCUCACAGUUUAGACAA
This is a messenger RNA of Melanotaenia boesemani (Boeseman's rainbowfish), 986 nucleotides long. RefSeq names its product pinhead (gene pnhd). Lineage: Eukaryota; Metazoa; Chordata; Actinopteri; Atheriniformes; Melanotaeniidae. The record is from RefSeq and is a predicted model, not a curated record. Bases 1 to 909 code for a protein of 302 amino acids. The transcript has 7 exons.